UACUCAACAGCCUUGUAUUUGGUCUUUACCACCAACCUUGAAUAAUAAAACCACAAAAACAAAAGCCCACAUGCAUGCCAAUUCCUCGUUGCUUUUACCUGCAAAAGUGCUAAGUCCUUGCAUCAGUUCUCUAUUGUUUUGGCUUCAAAGUUCAGAUCAUGCUUUCCUUUUCAUUUAAGAAUAUCUUAGAUUUUGAGAACACUGCUCAUGUCCAGCUGGAAUUGGAGUAAAAUGUGGACAACGAUCACGGACCUUAAAUAGAAGUACCUGUUGUUUGUUGUUCAAAAAAAGAGAGAAAUCAGAAAAUUCAGGAGUGUUUAUACCAGACAAACAUUUUGGUGUUAUUUGCAUAUAUUCAAAGCACCAGUUACUUUUCAAAUGCAAAUGUCUCAGAAACAUAAAAUGUCCUAUGACUCUAGCAGGUUCAGCAUUGAGCCUGCGCAAAAUCUGGGGUCAUGUUGCUUCCUGCAAAGUGGGAACCUAGACUACUACUCAUCCUCUGAUAAUGGUAGCCAUGCAACCUACCCUUCUGUUUGUAUUUUCGAACAAUAUUGCACCCUGGAAUCUUCUACAAACAACAAUUUCCCUUCCCUAAACUCUCCAUCUACUGUCAGUUUCUCACCUAACAAUAGCCCAGUCUCAAAGCUGCAGUCAAAACCAAAUGUGUUGAGUUCACAGAAUUCGCUUGAAAUUGUUAAUGAAUCGCUAGAAAACAAAUCUUUCUUGACACUUAACGAUGAUGAGCUGAGGCACAAGAUAAGAGAGCUUGAAAGUGCUAUGUUGGGACAUGAUACAGAUAUUCUGGAUACUUAUGAUACCAUAAUUCCAGAAGAAUCUGAUUCAUUUUUGAAAGAGGCAGAAAGGUGGAAGAGAAUGAUGGAAAUGAUAUCUAGAGGGGAUUUAAAAGAGAUGCUUUGUACAUGUGCAAAAGCAGUGGCAGGAAAUGAUAUGGAGACAACUGAAUGGUUGAUGUCAGAGUUGCGUAAAAUGGUCUCCGUCUCCGGCAAUCCAAUCCAACGAUUGGGAGCAUACAUGUUGGAGGCUCUUGUUGCAAGGCUUGCCUCUUCAGGAAGCACAAUCUACAAAGUCUUGAAAUGUAAAGAGCCUACUGGUAGUGAACUCCUUUCACACAUGCAUCUACUUUAUGAAAUCUGUCCAUAUCUCAAAUUUGGUUACAUGUCAGCAAAUGGAGCUAUUGCUGAAGUCAUGAAGGAGGAAAGUGAAGUCCACAUUAUUGAUUUUCAGAUUAACCAGGGAAUUCAGUGGGUAAGCCUAAUCCAAGCUGUUGCUGGCAGACCUGGAGCACCCCCCAAGAUUAGAAUAACAGGUUUUGAUGACUCCACUUCAGCUUAUGCCAGGGAAGGAGGCCUUGAAAUUGUUGGAGCAAGGUUAUCAAGGCUUGCACAAUCAUAUAAUGUACCCUUUGAGUUCCAUGCUAUACGAGCUGCUCCCACUGAGGUUGAACUCAAAGAUCUUGCACUUCAACCUGGUGAAGCUAUUGCUGUGAACUUUGCCAUGAUGUUGCACCAUGUUCCAGAUGAAUGUGUGGAUAGUCGAAACCAUCGUGACCGGUUGGUGAGAUUGGCAAAGUGCUUGUCUCCUAAGAUUGUGACACUUGUUGAGCAAGAAUCACAUACCAACAACCUCCCAUUCUUCCCCCGUUUCGUUGAGACAAUGAACUACUACUUGGCUAUUUUUGAAUCAAUUGAUGUUGCUCUGCCGAGGGAGCACAAAGAAAGGAUUAAUGUGGAGCAGCAUUGUUUGGCUCGAGAAGUCGUCAACUUAAUAGCAUGUGAAGGGGCAGAAAGAGUGGAACGCCAUGAGCUUCUGAAGAAGUGGAGAUCACGUUUCACUAUGGCCGGAUUCACACCAUAUCCAUUGAACUCCUUUGUUACUUGUUCAAUAAAAAAUCUUCAGCAAAGCUACCAAGGACAUUACACUCUAGAAGAGAGAGAUGGGGCUCUAUGUCUUGGUUGGAUGAAUCAAGUUCUUAUUACCUCUUGUGCUUGGAGGUGAUGAUUCAAUGACAACUGGUUCAUUUUUGUUAUUUCAGACUUUUAGUUAGUUUAUGUAUCAUCCUAAUCUUCUUUCGCGGAACUCAUAGUCAAGUUACUCUAUAAUUUGUUAAAAAAACUCACUUGAUUUA
Glycine soja is the source of this 2146-nucleotide messenger RNA. RefSeq names its product scarecrow-like protein 21. Lineage: Eukaryota; Viridiplantae; Streptophyta; Magnoliopsida; Fabales; Fabaceae. Gene Ontology annotation, biological process: regulation of DNA-templated transcription. The transcript has 2 exons. Gene Ontology annotation, molecular function: sequence-specific DNA binding; DNA-binding transcription factor activity. The record is from RefSeq and is a predicted model, not a curated record. Gene Ontology annotation, cellular component: nucleus. The coding region runs from base 379 to 2016 and encodes 545 amino acids.